Messenger RNA from Penicillium angulare, 915 nucleotides. RefSeq lists its product as uncharacterized. The record is from RefSeq and is a predicted model, not a curated record. Gene Ontology annotation, cellular component: mitochondrion. The transcript is spliced from 3 exons. Gene Ontology annotation, biological process: mitochondrial respiratory chain complex III assembly. The coding region runs from base 1 to 915 and encodes 304 amino acids. NCBI's taxonomy places the organism in Eukaryota, Fungi, Ascomycota, Eurotiomycetes, Eurotiales, Aspergillaceae.
AUGUUGAACACACGAUUGACUACUCUGUGCUCGCGGGAACUGAUUGGGUCUCAGGUCUCGCACCAGCAACGACCCUUCGUUCGACACGCAUCCCGCUCUCUCUCGACUCUAGGAAACGCGAAGCGCAAUGCUUUCGGGCCAGUCAAAACAUUGACCACAGAAUUACCGUUGCGCUCAAGACCCUCCUAUAAUUACAGCGAAUUUACUCGCAAUGUGUCAACCGGACCGGGAGCCGCCGCCGAAACUUAUGUCGCAUACGGAAUGACCCAGAAACUUUUUGAGUCCUGCUCAAGCCAGGCAGAUUAUCAGGUUCCCCAAGCGACUCAAAAGGGCGUGGAUAUCCCUAAAACUGAGUCUGGUGAACACUUGGGUGUUAGUGAUAGCUGGUGGUACCGAGAGUUGGGUCUGCAGCCUACGUUCUCUACUUGGUCGCAAAUCACUUUCCUCCAUAUGUACCUUUUGACCGUUCGACUCCGUGCUCUCCCUACUCGUGACAGCGUCCAAACCUACUCCCGCCACCUUAUUGAUCAUUUCUCACACAAUGCUGAACACCGCAUGGAUGUCUUACAUGACCUGGGAAGCCGGUCUAUCCGCAAUAAAUAUCUAAAGGAUCUUUUCAUCCAAUGGCGUGGGAUUAUCGCCGCAUACGACGAGGGACUGGUCAAGGGCGACGCGGUGCUGGGCGCUGCCGUCUGGCGGAAUCUGUGGAAAGCCAACUCGACCGGCCCUGAUGGCAAUGAUAUUGAUUGGACCAAGGUCGCCUGGGUCGUUGCUUAUAUGCGCCGAGUUCUAUCGGAGCUUUCGAAGAUGCAGGAGGGUGAUAUGGUGUUUGCCCUGAGCCAAGGAAGUGCUCAGGAGUCGAGCAUUUUUGGUUAUUCUGCCAUUGACAAGAGAAUGGCUGGGGCAGGAAAAUAA